Molecule: messenger RNA, 1077 nt
Organism: Klebsormidium nitens
Lineage: Eukaryota; Viridiplantae; Streptophyta; Klebsormidiophyceae; Klebsormidiales; Klebsormidiaceae
Source: the annotation of a GenBank genome assembly
AUGUUCCACCUUCCGACCCCCAAGCUGCGCCCAAAACCAUCUUCGACUUCUGCGUCAGGACUGAAGCAUGUGCCAGCACAGCCUGCCUUGACACUUGCUCAGAAGUAUGGCUUGGUUGCGAAGCCGCCUCCUCGGCUCUCCGUUGAAGAGUGGGAGGAGGCGCACAAAAGGUCACGAGCAAGAAGGGACAGUCGUCUUCCGUGCCCCAUUUGCAGAGACGAGUUUCGGGACGGAGAGCAAGUCCUCCUCAGUUGCUCACACGUCUUCCAUAAGACGUGCCUGGCCAGCUUCGAGCGUUACGCCCAGCAGAAGUGCUGCCCCCUCUGUCGGACGAAGCACUACCAGAAGAUUCCAAUUAGAGAUGGCGCGGAGUUGUACCAAUAUACGAGCGCUACCAGGAUCCAGUCGUACUUUCGUGGCUACGUGGUUCGGAAGUGGUACGCGGCCCUUCUGGCAUCCAUACCACCGACGGACCCCGACAAGAGAAGACACUUCUUUGCAAACAAGUUAGAGAGUGCAAGCGACCGACUGCUCCUCCACCUCGAGGCGGAGCGCGAUGAAAUCGACGCCCUCUUUGCCGAAAUCGACGCAUCUGUGAGAGACAGCAAGCGGAUCUACCGACAAGCUGCGGGACUGCCGGAGCCGGAAGUGCCGGAAGAGCUUCAGGAGGAACCCAGAACGGAAGACGUUGGCGGCGACGAAAACGUGGAGCCGCCCGGUGCUGGGUCGCCAGAAAGGGACGUGUUGGGAGAAUCGAUUCGGACGGGGUGGAUCAGGGGCAGUGACUGGGACGUCGCUGUUGCAAAGGCAAUAGAGCGUGGCGACUCGGACUGUCCCAUAUGCAUCGCCCCGCUGCAUCGAGCCAAAGGCGACUCGACGCUUGCGUGGCUGAGCUGCAGCCACGUGUUUCACGCAGACUGCAUCGCCGCUUUCGAGGACUAUAAGAACGCUUGCGCCGCUAAAGCGGCUCUGACGGAAGAUGGAGGAAGGCGGAAUAGAAACGGGGAGAGAGUAAAAUCAAUGGUGAAGCAUAAUUGUCCGGUGUGUCGAAGCCUUUACGAGAGGAUGUGGAUGUAG